AUGCCCUCGAAAGGGGUGCGCAAUAAGAAGUGUCUGUUUUGUGAGAGGAGGUUUCUCAAGGCUGAGCAUCUCAACCGCCACCAGCGGGCUCAUACUGGGGAGAAGCCGUUCAAAUGCACUUAUUGUGGUCGCGAAUACGGCCGGAGUGACGUCUUGAUGCGACAUGUUCGAAAUCAUCAUUCUGAUAACGGACAACGAAGCGCCUUACCGGCUGCGGCGUCUGGCCUGCACGAAGGUGCGCCAGCGGGGAGGAAAGCCGUAGACGCACCAUCGCCUUACGCUGUGCCGUCGGCAAGCUUGAUGCAGACACCACUCUCUGGCGAAGGCUCUCAACAUCAGGAAGGCGCAACUACUCAGGCUCGAUACAGUGGCCCGACACUGCAAGCGGUCACAUAUCCACCUGACUCCAGCGUUCCUGUUGACCGUAGAGUCACAGGCCCAUUCGACGCAGUUCAGAGCUGGUUAGAGCCUCCUGGCUUGUCGCUGGGCCUGAAUAAUAUCUGGGAUGACCUGCCCGAGUUUGAGUUCGGGAGCAUCCCAGGUGGCUCGACUCUGGGUCUUUCAUCUUCAUAUUCUGGACUACUCGUCCGUUCACCGCCCACCGGCGAUAUAUCGGACGAAAGGUAUGCAAAGAUUGCGAGCUUAUGGCCGAUGAAGAAGCAGACGCCGCGGCGCUUGAUCCAGACUCUCUGGGGCAAUGUCUCUUCUUAUCCGGAAGACAACAUAUUCUCACAGCCGAUGGAAGCAGCGGACGAAGAAAGCCUUUCAUCACGAACUCCGUCCCGGAGAGGAGAAUCAAGAUGGGGGUUGGACGAAGCUAGGAGGGUAAGGCUGAUGGAAGAUUGUGCGCCUCUUUAUUCGCAGCCUCGUUCAGGGCGAAAGUCGAAUGGCAACGCCGCAAUCAGCAAUAAUAGCAGUGCAGGUGAGAAUACGAGUGUCGACAGCUGCGGAUCUGCCAAAUUUCCGUCGACACAGAUCUUGGAUAUCAGCUUGGACAUUUACUUCCGGCGAUUCCACCAUUUGAUGCCAUUCAUCCACGAGCCAACCUUUGCGGCCAAGCAGACGUCGAGCAGUCUUCUCUUUCCCAUGUGCCUGAUGGGACUGACGCUCCUGGACUCUGUGCGAGCGAAAAGAUUUGUGAGCGCGCAAUUGGUGGAUGCUAUUGAACGGUGCAGGCGAGACCUGGUCCUGAGCUCACGGCACGGGGGUCAACUCGGGGAGUUGUUGACUGCGUUGGCGGCUGCCACCCUGCUACUCACUGUCGCCUGCAUCAGCCCCAAGCAAGCUCUAGCAGAGCACUCUCGCCUUCUCCACAGCGAGACCAUCCACGUCGCGCAACGGCACGGGCUGUUCUUUCCUCAAGAAGGCCAAGAGCUCUCGUCAGACAUCUUUGAUAAUCCGGAGGACGACACAGCAAAGUGGAAAGCGUGGACGAAGAUCGAGUCAGUCAAGAGAUUGAUUGUAUGCUUGAUCAUGUCGGACUCCUUCUUCUCCGCUCUGGACGACCACAACCCGAUCAUACGGACCGAGGCCCUACACUUCUACUUUCCCUGCAAGAACGAGCUGUUUCAAGCGCCGACAGCGAAGCGAUGGAGCCAGCUCGUCAAUGCCGGCGCUGCGACAGUGAUGCCCUGGAUGACACCGCAGCUGGAAACCGCAGUUCUCCCUGCACCGCCGGAUGCCAACACGCUAGGAUUCUUUGGUCUGUUUUCCACCAUUUGGGUACGCAUCGCCGAAGCAAAACACCGGCACACAUCCUUGACGUCGGAUGCUUCAGGCCUUCUGAUCCCAGCCGAUGUCUUUGCCCACGAUGAGCACGCUGCCUCUAUCGUCCCAUUUCUGUUAAAGAUAUGGAGGACGUAUGGCCAGACAAUGGGGUCUAUCAACCCGAACUGCGAAGCCUUCUGGCACCACUUGAACAUCUCCAUGACCGCAGACCUUGGUCUCUUUGAACUUGCCUCCGGGAGGGAAGGAGCAGAGAGCGCCAAAACCGCGCUGGACGCCAUCGCAACGUGGUCUCAGACCAGUGCCGCACGGCGAGCAUGCGUUCACGCUGCACAGACCUUCUCCGUCAUGUCCAAACGUCGACCCAUAGAUGGGACGUCCUACGAAGCGGAAAUCGCUCUCGUACAUGCGGCGCUGGUGCUUGGCCUGUACGUCUUCGUCAUGCCCCAAGACGACACAGACGGUGCUCUUCGGGAAACGUACACCGAGCCGUUCGAGCUCCUGGACAAUGUGGACUGGAAUCUUGUGGCGCAGGAGGGGUUCGGCAGCUACACUACUGAUACCAACGGACCAGAAACCGAUGUGCUGUUAUGCUCAGCGAUCUGCCGGGCGAGAGACUUCAUCCGCGUGGGGGGACCGAUUUCGUUUUCCGGGGUCGUGCAGCGCGGCGGAUACGCGUCCGCACGACGGAUCCUGCUCGACUACGUGUAUCUGUUGGAGGAAAAUGGGACGCGAUACAACGUGAUGGAGUUCUGCCACAUCUUGCGCAUUCUGAGCGAUGCUUUGAUUGAUCUCGACUCUGGAGGGUCAGAAUGA
Messenger RNA from Cladophialophora yegresii CBS 114405, 2541 nucleotides. RefSeq lists its product as uncharacterized. Bases 1 to 2541 code for a protein of 846 amino acids. Gene Ontology annotation, biological process: regulation of transcription by RNA polymerase II; DNA-templated transcription. Gene Ontology annotation, cellular component: chromatin. The transcript has a single exon. Gene Ontology annotation, molecular function: zinc ion binding; DNA-binding transcription factor activity, RNA polymerase II-specific; RNA polymerase II cis-regulatory region sequence-specific DNA binding. The record is from RefSeq and is a predicted model, not a curated record. NCBI's taxonomy places the organism in Eukaryota, Fungi, Ascomycota, Eurotiomycetes, Chaetothyriales, Herpotrichiellaceae.